This is a messenger RNA of Metarhizium album ARSEF 1941, 1959 nucleotides long. RefSeq names its product mitogen activated protein kinase kinase. NCBI's taxonomy places the organism in Eukaryota, Fungi, Ascomycota, Sordariomycetes, Hypocreales, Clavicipitaceae. The transcript is spliced from 2 exons. The record is from RefSeq and is a predicted model, not a curated record. Gene Ontology annotation, molecular function: ATP binding; MAP kinase kinase activity. Gene Ontology annotation, biological process: protein phosphorylation; cellular hyperosmotic response; MAPK cascade. Bases 1 to 1959 code for a protein of 652 amino acids.
AUGAGCAGCUCCGAUUCGAGUCCGGGCACGCCGGAUGAGAUGGAGCGAUCAAGGGGCAUGGGGGCGGCGACGUCGCCUGCACCUCAGGAUGCCGCCCCCGAGCCCGUUUGUGUCGAGGACACGGCGCCCGCAGACGAAGCGCCGGCGGAACCGUGUGCGCCGCACCAGCCCAAGCGAAUGCCUUCACUGCGAACCGUAUCCGACCCGCCCAACAGGAACCCGAGCUCGACGGCCAUCGGGUUGUUGGAGAGCGCGCGACACCCGUCGUCAAACUCCCCGCCGACUCUUGCUACGGGCGCAGGUGGCGUCAUGAACAUCGAUGUCAUGGAGAGAGCACGGGCUCUUCACCAAGCGCGCAUGGGCAUGUCACCCGGCACCAUGCAUCGCCCGAGCCCUGUGCCGCAUCCCAACUCCGACACCUUGAUAGCCAAACCAUCCCUGAGCCAGAGGAAAUUCGGCAUGAAGCUGUCGGACAUGGGUGUCGGGACCACGACUCAGUCGCCCUCCGGCCUCAGGCGCGCCGGUGCUCCCAAGCUGGCCGACAUGGAGGUCGGUGCACCGCCGGGCGGCGAGCAAAAGCCCAGGGGGGCCGGUCUCGGCUCGAAGCUGGACGACUUCAAGAAGUACAUUGACACCGAGAAGGGCUGGAUCACCUUUGACGGAGCCGCCACCAUCACCAAGGACGGUGUCAAUUUCGCCAGCGGCCAGACCUUCACCAUCUCCCCCGACGAGAUUCAGAAGCUGGGCGAGCUGGGCAAGGGCAACUACGGCACGGUUCACAAGGUCAGGCAUGCCAAACCGUCGGCCCCGCGAUUCGGCAGCCUACCGGGCGGCCGACUACCGCACUCCCUUUCAGACGCGGCUUUGGACAGUCCAAAGGCGGCGGCGGCGGCGGCGGCGGCGGCAGCGGCAGCGGCCAGCGAGCCACCGCACCCGGCCAGCGGCGAUGGCCGCGGUGACGGCACAACCGGCAAGCUCAUGGCGAUGAAGGAGAUCCGACUCGAGCUGGACGACGCCAAGUUUUCCACCAUCCUGAAGGAGCUCGUCAUCCUGCACGAGUGCGUCUCUCCGUACAUUAUCGAGUUCUACGGUGCGUUCUUCCAAGAGAGCGCCGUCUACAUAUGCAUCGAGUACAUGGACGGAGGGUCCGUGGACAAGCUGUACGCGGGGGGGGUUCCCGAAAACGUGCUGCGCAAAAUCACGUAUUCCACCGUCAUGGGGCUCAAGUCCCUCAAGGACGAGCACAACAUCAUCCACCGCGACGUCAAGCCGACCAACAUUCUGGUCAACACCAGAGGGCAGGUCAAGAUUUGCGACUUUGGCGUCAGCGGCAACCUGGUGGCCAGCAUAGCCAAGACCAACAUCGGCUGUCAGAGCUACAUGGCCCCCGAGCGAAUCUCGGGCGGAGGCAUGGCCCCGACCGGCAGCUCCGACGGAACCUACAGCGUCCAGAGCGACAUCUGGAGUCUGGGCCUGACCAUCAUCGAGUGCGCAAUGGGGCGAUAUCCAUAUCCCCCCGAAGUCUCGUCCACCAUCUUCAGCCAGUUGAAUGCCAUCGUGGAGGGCGACCCCCCGGACCUCCCCAAGGAGGGAUACUCGGAAACGGCGCAGGACUUUGUCACCAGCUGCCUGCACAAGAUGCCCAAAAUGCGCGCCACGUACGCCAUGCUCCUCAACCACCCGUGGGUGCAGGCGUUUUCCAAGCCCAGCACGAUAGCAGAAGAAGCCGAAGAAGGCGAGGAGGCGGAAAAGGCCGCAGAGGCAGUGGGAAACCUGCAGCUCGGCGAGGCCAGCACCGAAGACGCCGAGGUCGCAGCCUGGGUCAGGGGCGUCCUCGAGAACAAGGACAAGGACAAGGACAAGGACAAAGCCGGCGGCAGCUCUUUUCCCGCGCUGCACAAGGCGCCCCUCGGCUCCGUGAGCCCGCUCAACAGCCCGCUGCUGAGCAAGAAGCCCUGA